Molecule: messenger RNA, 2969 nt
Organism: Coturnix japonica (Japanese quail)
Lineage: Eukaryota; Metazoa; Chordata; Aves; Galliformes; Phasianidae
Gene: IRF5
Product: interferon regulatory factor 5
Biological process (GO): regulation of transcription by RNA polymerase II; immune system process
Cellular component (GO): nucleus
Molecular function (GO): RNA polymerase II cis-regulatory region sequence-specific DNA binding; protein binding; DNA-binding transcription factor activity, RNA polymerase II-specific
Source: RefSeq, a predicted model, not a curated record
CCAAAAGUGGGGACCCCAAAUGGAGACCCCUAAUGAAGGGGACCCCCAAAAUGAGGAACUCAAUGGGGAGAUCCCAAAUAGAGCACACAAAUGGGGAACCUCAAGUAGGACCCCAUUAAAGGGGACCCCACAAAUGGGAACUCCAACAGGGAGAACCCAAAUGGGGAACUCCGAUAGGGGAACCCUGCAUGAAACACCUAAAAGAGGGCAGCCCCAGAAUGAGAACCCCAAAAGGGGACCUAAAUAUGAGGACCCCAAAAGGGGACCUCAAAAAGGGGGACCCCAAAAUGGAACCCCUAAAAAGGGGACCCCCAAAAUGAGGAACUCAAUGGGGAGAUCCCAAAUAGAACACACAAAAGGGGAACCUCAUGUUGGGCCCCUAAAAUAGGGGACCCCCAUAGUGAGAGACCUAAAAGGGGGAUCCCAAAUGGGACUCCUAAAGGAGGGGGCUCCCAUAAUGGAAAACCCAAUAGGGAGAGUCCAAAAGGGGAACCCUCCAUGGAACCCCUAAAAGAGGGCAGCCCCAAAAUGAGAACCCCAAAAAGGGGACCUCAAAAAGGGGGACCCCAAAUGGGAAACUCAAUAGGGAGAUCCCAAUAGGCACAGGGUGGGGAGGAGCGUUUCUUAAAGUGGCCACGUUGGUGGGGCCCGCCUUAAAGCGGCAAGGCCUCCGCCCCACCCCUCGCGUCAAGGGGCGGGGGCGUGGCGCGCUGUAUGCAAAUGAGAUGCUGAUGAGGGAGGAAGCGUGGUUGGAGCGGAGCAGCGAACGGUGCUGGAGAGGGCAUCACACAAUUCCCCACGUGUCUCAGGUCCCCGUCACCUCACGACCUGUCCUGGUGUCCCCUCCUGUCCUCGAUGGCGUCCCCGGUGCCGCGCCGUGUUCGCCUGCGCCCGUGGCUGGUGGCCCAGGUGGACAGCGGGCGCUUCCCAGGGCUGCGCUGGGUGGACGCGCGGCGCCGGCUCUUUGUGAUCCCAUGGCACCACGCAACGAGGCAUUUCCCUGCACACAGCGGUGACGAUGACACCGUCUUCAAGGCAUGGGCAGCAGAGACAGGGAAGUUCCUUGCGGGGCGGGAUGAGCCGGAUCCUGCCAAGUGGAAGGCGACGCUGCGCUGCGCCCUAAACAAGAGCCGCGAGUUCCGCCUGCACUACGACGGCACCCGCGCUGUGCCACCCCGGCCCUAUAAGGUGUACGAGGUCUGUGGGGCUGACGGAGCAGAUGCGGUGACCGGGGAUGACUUCAGCUGUGGUGGGGAGGAAGAGGAGGAGGAAGAGGAUGUCAGUGAGCUGCAGAAACUGAUGUCUCUGAGUAUCAAUGACUGCAGAAGGGAUCCGGUGCCCCCCUGGCCUGAGGAGCACCCCCAGUUCAGCAGCACCGACCCCACAGUGCCCUUCAUGCCCCCUGAGCUGCCCCCUGAGCUGACCCCACAGCUGAACCCACAGCUGACCCCACAGCUGCCCCCCCCGGGCCCCCCAGCACUCUUGGAGCAUGGUGUUCCCAACCUGCUGGCCAGCCCUCACCUGCUGCCCUUGACGGACCUGGAGCUGCGCUUCCAGUACCGCGGGCGGCGGGUGAGCGCCCUGACCGUCAGCCACCCCCUGGGCUGCCGCCUCUCCCAUGGGGGGUCUCUGCCCCCCACCCCGCAGCGCCCCGACCUGCUGGGACACCCCGAGCUCCAGCAGGUCCCGUUCCCCGACCCCGAGGGGAUCCCGCACGACAAGCAGCGCCGUUACACCCGCACCUUGUUGGGGGCCAUGGAGAGGGGGCUGCUCCUGGAGCUGGGGGGGCAGGACCUGUACGCCACCCGCCUCUGUCGCUGCAAAGUGUUUUGGGAUGGGCCUUGUGCCCCACCACAGGACCCACACCUCGACCCCCGGCCCAACCCCAUGGAGAGGGAGAGGAGGGUCCAGGUGUUCAGCCUCCAGAGGUUCCUUGAUGGGCUGAUCCUGUUCCAGAAGGGGCAGAGCCCAACGCCGCCGCCCUUCGAGGUCUUCCUGUGCUUUGGGGAGGAGUGGCCUGACCACAGACCCAAGGAAAAGAAGCUCAUCACCGUACAGGUGGUGCCAGUGGCGGCGCGGCUGCUGCUGGAGCUGUUCUCAGGGGAGCUGUCGUGGUCGGCUGACAGUGUCCCGCUGCAGAUCUCACAGCCCGACCUGAAGGAUGCUCUGGUGGAGCAGUUCAAGGAGCUGCACCGCCUGUGGCAGCAGCAGCAGCGCCCAGAACCCGGCCCACAGCCCCAGCUGUGAUGUGAGGGUGGAGCCCCCCUGCCAUGGGGAGGGGGAGAAAUUGGGGUGUGUGGCCCUUCCUGGGGAGUAAAGAAGCUUUGGGGGCUUUUCUUGGUGCUGUGGGGAUGGUGGAGCUGUGAGGACAGCUGGAGAACCACAUCUGGAGCACCACCAGAGCUAGAACGCUGCCAUAACCAGAGUGCUAACUCUCCUGGAGCACAUCUGGAGCACCUCCAGACCUACAACAUGGCCAUACCCAGAGCACUGCUGCUCCUGGAACGCAUCUGGAGCACCGUCUGACCCAGAACAUCGCCAUAGCUGCUCUAUUGCUGCUCCAGCAUGUCUGGAGCACCAGCAGACCCAGAACAUCGUCAUACCUGUUCUGUGGCUGCUCCAGGAGCACAUCUGGAACACACAUCUGGAACAAACAUCUGGAGCACCAGCAGACCCAGAACAUCACCAUACCUGGAUUUCUGCUGCUCCCGGAGCGCCGUAUCAAAAACCAGUCACACCUGGAGCACACCUGGAGCCCCACCAUCCAUAGAACAUUGCCAUACUGGGACCGCAGCUGCUCCUGGAGUGCCACAUCUGGAACAAAACAUCUGGAGCACAUCUGGAGCCCCACCAUCCAUAGAACAUCACAACACCAGGACUGCAGCUGCUCCUGGAUCACACCUGGAACACACAUCUGGAUCCCCACCUCACCCCCCCACCCCCUCCCCAAAAAGCAGACAGGACCACCA